Messenger RNA from Galendromus occidentalis (western predatory mite), 3774 nucleotides. RefSeq lists its product as uncharacterized. The record is from RefSeq and is a predicted model, not a curated record. The coding region runs from base 1 to 3774 and encodes 1257 amino acids. The transcript is spliced from 10 exons. NCBI's taxonomy places the organism in Eukaryota, Metazoa, Arthropoda, Arachnida, Mesostigmata, Phytoseiidae.
AUGUUGGGCCUAUGGGCCCUUUGUCUGACGGGCCUAGUGGCGAAGGCCCAGCAAUUGAUCGGUGAAGCUCCAGAGACAGUGCAGGAACCCUCAUACAUGUCGCUGAGGGCUGCCUCCAGAGAUCCGGAAUUCGUUCGCAGCGUCAUGCAGCUGGAGGAGUCCAUGCCAGCUGGAUAUUCAAUCGACCCCCGCAUAGCAAUGACAGCAGACAGUACAUCAAUCGAAGAGCUUGGGGAAGAUCCUAUCACGACGAAAUUGGAACAGCAAGAGGCAGAAAAGGAGUCCAGGACUCGUAGAGACGAAGCCGAUGGUAACAGUGCUGAAGGUUUUGGAUUCGAUAACAAUGCAAAGGCCAAGCUGGAGGAGGAAAUGGCCAGCGCGGAGAGAGCCGUUGCGAAGUACGAUAAGAUGUUUGGGCGAGACUCCAAGAACAAAUUCAGUACCGUGGCCGGUGACGACUCGUACGGGAACAGCUUCGGCGGGGGAGCGGACAACGAUGACAACUACGAUGACCGAAGCGGGAGAGGUGGCGGCGGAAGAGGACAUUACGCGCGGACAUCAGGGGACACCGGUUACAGGGGGAAGAGUCCUGGAGCUUACGACAGGCAAUAUGACGGUAAUCGUUACAACGCCGAUUCCGGCGGCGAAUUCGGCGGAGGGGACGACGGCGGUGGCGGCGCGGAACGCAGCUAUGAACCCCGAACGAGCUACGGGAACAAUGAUGGCGGAGACGCAUACCGUACGAAUUCCGGUGAUAAUUACGCCGAUGACGGGAAGAGUGAUUACAGCGCGGAGCGAGCACGCGCUUUCAACCAGGCCACUGACGACGACCACGGCAAGGACAGAGACUACGGGAACGAGAAUCGAAACGUCGGCGGCUACGAGGGCAACAACGACUUUUCCGAGCGAGGGGGUGAUUACAAGCCGGUCAGUCGCGAGGGGUCGACGUCCAGGACAAUCAAUUUCCACGAGAAGCCCAAACCGAAGCUGAAACCGUAUCGUGAAAUACUCGAGGAGCAGGACCGUCUGAAGGAACAGGGGGGCGGACCGCCAUUCGAAGCGAAUGAGGACGGCUACGACGGGAAAACCGAGGGUUUCGACGGGAGGUACAAGGCCGAAGGCUUCGACGACGACCAGGCGCCGCAGGGGGCUAAUGGAGAACGGGAUCGGGAGGGCGGCGGCGGCGACUACGGGAGCGACGACGAGGGAGUGAACGCGGCUUCGCAAACGCCCCGGGACAACAAUGAAAAGUACGCUGAGCUCGAUGGACCCGAUUACGAAUCUCAGCGCGGGACAGACUACUACGACAGGAAGAGGGCCAGCGACGAUUCAGGCGAGGCUUCGGACAAGGUGAGGAUCGUUCUUCCGGCACCCCUGAUUUCCCCGAUAGUGAUGGCCUCAGCGAUGGGAAAUCGGCCCCCGAAGCCCAUCCAUGUGAGGCGGAAGAGGGCGGCUCUGAGCGAAAACCCCGAGGUCCUUCGCGAACAGCCCACUGGCGAUGCUUCUUCGAUGGAAUACAGCAACACGGACUUCGAUCCAGGCGAUGGUAACGGAGACGACCUUAGAGACAUUCCGUCAAGUUUUGACGGGAUCGUCGCCGGAGGUGGUUUCAUCGACGACAUAGCGCCGCACGGAGAGGUGAACUCAACGACCUCCAGUUCGGAUCGAGUGAUCAACUAUUCUGCGGAGGAAGGAGCCAUUCCCUCGAAACGCUCUGAUCUCGAGGAGGAUUACUUGGCGAAAACCGGUCGAGAAUUGGGUCCCGCCCCACCGGGCAUGGACCCCGCCGACGAAAGAUUCACUAUCGGGAAUUUCAAGCCCGUAUUCCCUGUCGACGAUCCAGAGGAGACCGCGAGCCGCGGUGACGGCGAUGGCAACAGCGUGGGUCCAGCGUCAUCGGAUGGGUAUCCGGACAGAGAAGACGAUGAGGACGUAAAUCAUUUCCAUUCAGAAGCUCUGCGACCCGCUUCCGCGGCUUACACCUCCGCUGGACCCAAUCUGGAGGUUCCUUAUGGCUUAGAUGCUCCAACUCCCGUUUCGAUGACGGCUAGCGGUCAGGGAGCGAGAUAUCCGUCGAUGGCUUUCCAGGGCAGAUCGGAAUUCAGUCUCAGCCCGCUGACGUCGACGCCAACUUCACCGUCCACGCCUCCGCCAUUGCCGGCCUUCGCGGCUCUCACCGACGACUCAUCGUCCCCGCGGCAGGUUGGCCCGAUUCCGUUCCCGGACGAGCCGCCGAAGGCACCGAUCGGAGAAACCAAUAAUGAAGGGGGGACUCGCUACAAGCUCGAGAGGACACGGAUCCUACAGAAGGAGGACAUCCAUCGCAGUUCUUACGCGCGGCCGUCCCAGACUAUACCUGUCUAUCGCAGCAUGAUAGCGCCCGUCAUCACGCAGUACCAGCAGUCAAGGAUAGGGGGAAAUCUUCGCAGACGAAGGAGGAGCGUAGGAAGCAAAAUAAUCAGCUUCGAAGUUGCAAGGAACAACGUCACCUACGACUCCGAUCGCAAUGAUCAUCAUAGUGAUAAUUCUUCGACUCCUGGACAUUCAAACUUUACCGCAGAUGUUUCCGACCAGAACGUCAGGGCCGAUGGGGAAAUGUACGUACUCAGGAAACGCCGAGGCAUACCGGACGAGGAAAAAUGCGGGCGGCAUGGGAGCUCCGAUGAGGACUGCGUCUACGGCGAAAGCCGAACGCAGCCGGCGGUUGUCAAAGCUGAAGCGCCCAAGGAUCUUCAAACCUCAUCCAGCAAACAAAUGAACGAUGGGGCCAAGAUGGCUCCUCUGGUGACGGCGGACACCAGCAACGAAGAGAUACUAUGGGGUUUGCAAUUGGCGAAAAACGAACCCAACGGUAGGCGGCGAUCGAAGGUCGUUGUGAUCAAUACCGCAGAAGAGGCCUUGAAACCCACUUGGCUUAUCUCCCCGACGCCUAAGCCCGCCCGUGGAAUUCUCGGCUGGUUGGGUUUCUCAAGGACACCCGCGAAGACCUUCGAGGAACAGAUCGCCGCGGACAUUUUAGGAAAACUCGACAACAAGGAACGUGUCAUCAUCGAGCACACGGACGAUGACACCAGUCAAAGCCAGGAGAGUAUCAGCCUGAAACGUGGGGAACCCCGGCAGAAGAGGCGUCGCCGACGCAGGAAACACCAUCGCAGACCGCACGCAUCGGAGGAGGACUCGCGAGAACGCUUCCGGCCCGCUUUCGAUAGGAGCCACGAAGAUUUCGAGCAAGAUCGUCCAGAAAGACCGCGACGGAAACCCCUCAAGCUGCUAGUGUUGCCGCAGAGCCAGGAAGAGCCCGAAGAACAGGCGAAUGAACGACUCGAGAUCAUACAGAAGUUCCCUCGAGCUCGACAAGUGUACAGAGAGUACAGGCCACGCGGCCGAAACGGCAAGGUCAAGGAGAAGAUCCUCGUGUACAGUAGCACCUUCGGGGAGCCCGUUGUGACUCUGCCGGAUGUGAAACACGAUCAGAAACGAGAGAUCCCCGAGGAACGAGGGUUCCGCAAGAGAUCCGACGGUCCAAAAAUAAAAAUUCUCUCGCUUCAAAGAGAACCGCCCCGCGCGUUGAUGCGGUUUCCGGAUAAUCACCGGGAUGACGAUCUCGUCAGGAAAGGUUUCGUGAUUGUCGGACGUAACGUUAUGAGUCCGGGAGCAGGGCGAGUUGUUCGCAAAAUGAGAACCAACGGCCGAACCUACACCCUCAUCCCGAAGCCGAAGGAUAUCGCCGAAAUUACCGUAUCAUCAACGAUCAAGGUCAAAGAACAGAAGUGA